GUUUUCAACAAUACCAAAAUCUGUAUACGAAUACUGGUUGGUGUUUUACUGUUCCUUCAUCCAGGAAGGAAUUUGCAAGUUAACUGCCUGGGAUAAGAGUGGGGAAAAUACAUUAUGCUAGACGACUGGUUCAGUACUACCACAUGAACAUAAACAAUUAUUGGUCUACUUCCUCCUGAAUGGGUCAGUCUUUGUCAGCCCCUGUUCUUUCUAAGGAAACAAGGAGUUGGCAGAAUGAAAACUACAGUGUUGCAGUAUCCAGUAUGCAAGGAUGGCGUGUACAUAUGGAAGACUCCCAUAUGUGUUUACUAGAGCUUCCCAGUGAUCCAAAGGCUGCCUAUUUUUCAGUUUUUGAUGGGCAUGGUGGAACCAGAGUGGCUAAUCAUGCAAGCAUUCAUCUUCAUGAGAAGAUAGUAGAGCAAAGUGAAUAUGCACGAAACGAUAUAAAAGAGGCUAUUCGCAACGCCUUUUUGUGUUUGGAUGCAGAAAUGCAAUCUGAGAUGACCUCGUAUUCCGUGAAAUCGAUAGCCACAAAAUCGGAAACAGCUAGUGCAACAGCAUCCAAUUCAAAUAUAGCGAUCAAAAAUAAUGCCGCAGAAACACAGAACGAAGCUUCAACAAGCUUCUCUCUGAAAAUUCCGAAUCCAGGUGAUGAAUUGGCUGGAUCUACUGGUAUAAUCGUAUUAUUGAAAGAUCAAACACUAUAUUGUGGCAAUGCUGGAGAUAGUCGUGCUGUAUGCAGUAGACGUGGAGUAGCAGAGCCAUUGUCAACAGAUCAUAAACCCACUUUACGAGCUGAGAAAGAACGCAUUUCUGCUGCUGGUGGUUGGGUCGAUGCAAAACGUGUAAAUGGUAAUCUGGCACUUUCUCGAGCUUUUGGAGAUUUCGUUUUUAAACGCAAUCCACGUCAGUCCGCUGAAAAUCAGAUUGUAACAGCCAAUCCGGAUGUUUAUGUCCGAAGAAUUUCUGCCGAAGACGAUGAAUUCAUAGUACUAUGUUGUGAUGGGAUUUGGGAUGUAAUGACUAAUCAGGAGGUUAUAAGCUUUAUCAGAUUACGACUCAGUUAUGGAAUGGCUCCUUCUAAGGUAUGUGAAGAAUUAAUGAUGAGGUGUUUAGCACCUGACUGUCAUACAAAUGGUUUGGGUUGUGACAAUAUGACGGUUGUUUUGGUCUGCCUUCUUCAUGGUCGUCCACUUUCUGACUUACAACGUAGAUGCUCGAGACCAUGUCCAGCCGGUCCUGCAGCUGAUAUUCUAGGUGGCUAAAUAAAUUUGUGUUUGUUGUUGUGCAGUUCGUUAUUAUGGUUUUGACAUUGACUAUGUGCCAUGUCUACUGAUUACAAUUUGUUUUGCAGUGUGCUCUUACGGAUUUUCAGCCAAAUGAUCUUGCAUUUACUACACCUCAAAUUAAUUUAUAGUGAUAUUUGAUUACUCUGAAUUCAAACAAUAAAUGCUUUUAGAAAAGA
Trichobilharzia szidati is the source of this 1465-nucleotide messenger RNA. Lineage: Eukaryota; Metazoa; Platyhelminthes; Trematoda; Strigeidida; Schistosomatidae. The record is from the annotation of a GenBank genome assembly.